This is a messenger RNA of Gregarina niphandrodes, 1899 nucleotides long. RefSeq lists its product as hypothetical. Bases 1 to 1899 code for a protein of 632 amino acids. The record is from RefSeq and is a predicted model, not a curated record. The transcript has a single exon. NCBI's taxonomy places the organism in Eukaryota, Apicomplexa, Conoidasida, Eugregarinorida, Gregarinidae.
AUGCUAUCAGUGUUAUACACAGACGGGGGUGAGCAGACGAGUCUUGAGGGCUGCAGCGCAAAGGUGGCAGUAAUUGAUGGCCUUGGGAGCCAGGGGUUGUUGGAGGUUCUGGUCGUGGCGGACCCGAAGGACCUUGCGAAGCCGCGUUCCAAGUUCGACCUGGCGCAAGAUAGCGUGCGACUAUUGGUGCUGCCGCCCGAGGGCAUCGAUGCGUGCUUGGGCAAAGGUGAUGCCGACGGUGUUCACUCCCUCAAGGGCAAGACCGGGCUAGACGAACGGAAGACGCUGAUUGAGACAGGGACGACGCUGAUUGAGACAGGGACGGCUGACUACCACCGAGCGGUGGACUCGUUGGCCACCAGCGUUUGGCGCGGCUUAGUGGCGCCCAAGAACCCGCUGGACGCAUUGGACCAACCAGUCGCCGACCGAAUCUUCGAAGACAUCAUGCCAAGGACUAUGGCGCCGGCGCAAGCCGUACAAGGUCGUCUGCGACCCUUUAUAAAGGAGUGGAGGUCGGUCACGGAGCAGGACUACGAUUUGUUCUGGAAGCUGCAUUUCAGCCCCCAACAGACCGACUCUAAAAUUCGCGAGAUUGAAUACGACGACUUGACUGCCUUGCACAAGGUUGUGAUGCAAGCCUCAGCUCCCGAAAAGUCGUCGCGAUCGAAGUCGAGUGUUGUCUGCCAGAGAGUGCUGGAAUACACCGCCGUGGCCGUCGCAUUUGUGGCCUUCCAAUGGUGGAUGGGUGGCAACUGGGACAAUGUAAAAGGUUCUCUCACGGGCAAUGGUGCUGAUGCAGCCAAUGGCAUCGCGGAUGUCCCGGCGGCUGACGGUCUGUACCAAGAGCUGGCGACGGAGGCCCCGGGUUUGUUGCAGAAGUUGACGGCCAAUUUUACGGCAGUGGCCGCGAACUUUACGCCUAGUACAACGGCGGAUGCACAACGCGAAUUUGCGACGGAGGCCAUGACCGAGGCAGUGAAGAUUGUCCGCAGGGAGUUGAGGUCGACGGUUGCGACGAGUACUACUCCUGUACCCCCUCCUGUUUGGCAUGUGGGCGAUUUCAUGCACCCUGCUAGUAAGAUAUAUACAAGGGGGAUGUUUGUGGACCCGGACACGGAAGUUGACCUGCUGGACUACCGACCGCCCUACAACGAGUGCAUGAAAAUGCUUAAUACUCGUGGGCAAUACGAUUUUCAAGUCGGCCGCGCAUUAAUGGCUGGAGGAGGGACUAUCCACACGGUUUGCGGCCGUUCCACUCCAGCCACCUUACUCUGUGAUGGCCUGGGAGUACGCAACGGUCAGUGCUUUAAGUUCGCUUCUGGCGUGCCGAGCUGGAACAGAGAGGGGUCCGAAUUCUUGUGGGGGAUGUUGGAACGAAUCUUUCUUCGCGCCCCCAACGAACACUGUACCAUGCGGUGCGGUCUUCCGGCUGAAAGAGUAAAUCUCUUGCCCUUCUGGGCCAGGGAGUACAAGGACGUGAACGAUCAUCUUCAGCCCUCAUUGGGUCUUGGCGAUGACAAUAUGGGAGGUAUGCGAAACUGGGAUAACAAAAUGAGGCGAAUGUUUCCAAUGGAGACAGUUGAAAACCACAAGACAGAACUCGAGCGAAUGUGGUUUGUUAAACCUUGCGGAAGGGGUAUCUGGACUAUGAUGGGUGACCAACUAAAACCAGCACCGCCCGGUCCCUUGUGCAUGUGUCCUCGUUUCGUGGUCACGUGCGAACUGGGCAACGACCUGGGCGAGAUGGUGACUGUCUCCCACGACGCAGGCUCCCAAUAUCGCGACUCCAGUUAUCUGUUCAUGCAGAAAGGAACUGUAGUCCUUCCGAAGAGUCAUAUACCUGGCAUGAAGAUCAGACGCUGCUUCUACCAAUGCCUCACUAAACUCUUUAGUGAUUGA